Acomys russatus (golden spiny mouse) is the source of this 1816-nucleotide messenger RNA. It is a transcript of the gene Ankrd40, whose product is annotated as ankyrin repeat domain 40. Gene Ontology annotation, molecular function: protein binding. NCBI's taxonomy places the organism in Eukaryota, Metazoa, Chordata, Mammalia, Rodentia, Muridae. The coding region runs from base 78 to 1166 and encodes 362 amino acids. The record is from RefSeq and is a predicted model, not a curated record. The transcript has 5 exons.
CGGAGUGGGCCGCGGAGGCGGCGGCGGCGCUGACAGGCUCAGGGCGGGGCGGCCGGGGGCCCGGGGCCCUGGGGAAGAUGAGCGCCCUCCUAGAGCAGAAGGAGCAGCAGGAGAGGCUGCGGGAGGCAGCGGCCUUGGGGGACAUUCGGGAGGUGCAGAAACUGGUGGAAAGCGGGGUGGAUGUGAACUCCCAAAAUGAGGUCAACGGCUGGACCUGUUUACACUGGGCCUGUAAACGAAACCAUGGGCAGGUGGUCUCUUACCUGCUAAAAUCAGGAGCGGACAGAGAGAUUCUGACAACCAAAGGAGAAAUGCCAGUGCAGUUAACAUCAAGGAGAGAAAUCAGGAAGAUUAUGGGAGUGGAAGAAGCUGAUGAUGACGAGUUCCCCCAGCUGAAGAAGGAGUCAGAACUGCCCUUUGUUCCCAACUAUCUGGCCAACCCACCCUUCCCUUUCAUCUAUACCCCUGCAGCAGAAGACUCCACCCAGCUGCAGAAUGGGGGUCCCUCCACACCUCCAGCAUCACCCCCUGCAGAUGGCUCGCCUCCAUUGCUUGCCCCCACAGAACCCUCUCUGCUAGGGGCCUUUCCUAGGGACCACACCUCUUUGGCACUGGUUCAGAAUGGUGAUAUUUCUGCCCCCUCUGCCAUGCUCAGAACACCAGAAAGCACAAAACCUGGUCCUGUCUGUCAGCCACCAGUGAGUCAGAACCGCUCCCUGUUCUCUGUCCCAUCCAAGCCACCUGUGUCUCUGGAGCCACAAAAUGGGACAUAUGCAGGACCAGCGCCAGCAUUCCAGCCGUUUUUCUUCACCGGAGCAUUUCCAUUUAAUAUGCAAGAGCUGGUACUCAAGGUAAGGAUUCAGAACCCAUCUCUUCGAGAAAAUGAUUUUAUUGAAAUUGAACUAGAUCGGCAGGAGCUCACCUACCAGGAACUGCUCAGAGUGAGCUGCUGUGAGCUGGGUGUUCAUCCAGACCAAGUGGAAAAGAUCAGAAAGUUACCCAAUACUCUGUUAAGAAAGGACAAAGAUGUUGCCCGACUCCAGGAUUUCCAGGAGCUGGAGCUGGUUCUGAUGAUGAGUGAGAAUAAUUUUCUGUUCAGAAAUGCUGCAUCCACACUGACUGAGAGGCCUUGCUACAACCGGAGAGCUUCAAAACUGACAUACUAAUGCAGCAGGGACUUUAUUACUGAGUAUUGUGACAGUAUGUGUCACCUCUGGGCCAAAGGACAAGCCAUUGAUCCCAAAGCCUCAGAUGCCCACCAGGGCCCCUGGUGCCACUGCGUAGUGUACACUAACAUCCUGCCUCAGCAGGUGGGAACCCCAACCCCCAGCAGCGGUGCCACUCUUCCAAGCCUCUUGGUGCACAAUAAACCUAUUGCUGAAUCUUUGAACAGCUGAAAAGUAGUCUUGAGGGGCAGAAGCCGAAGGUACGAUAGCCGGUGUUAUAUGUGCAGAAUCUAGAGAGCUGUGGAAGCAGCAGCUGAGAGCGGACCUAUUUCUAGCCACUCGUGUUGACAGUGCACCUGAAGGGCCCGGUGCACUUCUCUUGGUGUUGCAUGCUCAUGAAGCUCCUGAAAUUUUGAACUGACUAGGGAGGAGGACUGAGGAAAGAAAGCACAGGUGCUGGACAAAGGGAAUCUGGUGUGACCUGUGGCUGUGAGGUUUCAUAUAGCGUAUUUAUAAAUGUUACUCAGGUUUAAAGUAUUUAAAAAUAUAGUUACCUAAUUGUAAAUAGGCUGUUAACCAAAAGAGCUUCCCCUCCCCCAGUUUUCUUUUGUGACCACUCACGACUGCUCCUGUCUCAGAACAGUCACCUU